This is a messenger RNA of Closterium sp. Naga37s-1, 1863 nucleotides long. NCBI's taxonomy places the organism in Eukaryota, Viridiplantae, Streptophyta, Zygnematophyceae, Desmidiales, Closteriaceae. The record is from the annotation of a GenBank genome assembly.
AUGCGCCCUGCGAUCUGCGCCCUAUUCUCUGCGCCCCAUGCUCUGCGCCCCAUGCUCUGCGCCCUAUGCUCUGCGCCCCAUGCUCUGCGCCCCAUGCUCUGCGCCCUAUGCUAUGCGCCCUAUGCUAUGCGCCCUAUGCUCUGCGCCCUAUGCUCUGCGCCCUAUGCUCUGCGCCCUAUGCUCUGCGCCCUAUGCUCUGCGCCCUAUGCUCUGCGCCCUAUGCUCUGCGCCCUAUGCUCUGCGCCCUAUGCUCUGCGCCCUAUGCUCUGCGCCCUAUGCUCUGCGCCCUAUGCUCUGCGCCCUAUGCUCUGCGCCCUAUGCUCUGCGCCCUAUGCUCUGCGCCCUAUGCUCUGCGCCCUAUGCUCUGCGCCCUAUGCUCUGCGCCCUAUGCUCUGCGCCCUAUGCUCUGCGCCCUAUGCUCUGCGCCCUAUGCUCUGCGCCCUAUGCUCUGCGCCCUAUGCUCUGCGCCCUAUGCUCUGCGCCCUAUGCUCUGCGCCCUAUGCUCUGCGCCCUAUGCUCUGCGCCCUAUGCACUGCGCCCUAUGCUCUGCGCCCUAUGCUCUGCGCCCUAUGCUCUGCGCCCUAUGCUCUGCGCCCUAUGCUCUGCGCCCUAUGCACUGCGCCCUAUGCACUGCGCCCUAUGCUCUGCGCCCUAUGCUCUGCGCCCUAUGCUCUGCGCCCUAUGCUCUGCGCCCUAUGCUCUGCGCCCUAUGCUCUGCGCCCUAUGCUCUGCGCCCUAUGCUCUGCGCCCUAUGCUCUGCGCCCUACGCUCUGCGCCCUAUGCUCUGCGCCCUAUGCUCUGCGCCCUAUGCUCUGCGCCCUAUGCUCUGCGCCCUAUGCUCUGCGCCCUAUGCUCUGCGCCCUAUGCUCUGCGCCCUAUGCUCUGCGCCCUAUGCUCUGCGCCCUAUGCUCUGCGCCCUAUGCUCUGCGCCCUAUGCUCUGCGCCCUAUGCUCUGCGCCCUAUGCUCUGCGCCCUAUGCUCUGCGCCCUAUGCUCUGGUUCCUAUUCCCCUUCUCGCCAAACCUCCACCCGCCCCCGCCCCUUUCCAACCCCUACCCCUCAUGGUUGUCCCCUUCCUCCCUUUCCCCCACCCGUUUUCUUCCUCCCACAUGAGGCAUGGAGGAGGGCAGGAGAAAGAAAUUUGAGGGUGGAGUGUCGGGGGGUGGCGAACAACAUAGCGGAGUGCAUGGCAGCACUCUCCGCCGCGCCCUUCCUCAUCUCCGCUGUGGGGGAUGACGCUGCAGGCAGGUCGCACUGCUGCAGGCAGGUCGCAAUGCUGCUCUGCUCUGCUCCCCAUCUGUUCCUCCCCAUCUGUUCCUCCCCAUCUGUUCCUCCCCAUCUGUUCCUCCCCAUCUGUUCCUCCCCAUCUGUUCCUCCCCAUCUGUUCCUCCCCAUCUGUUCCUCCCCAUCUCUGUUCCUCCCCAUCUGUUCCUCCCCAUCUUUUCCUCCCCAUCUGUUCCUCCCCAUCUGUUCCUCCCUAUCUGUUCCUCUCCAUCUGUUCCUCCCCAUCUGUUCCUCCCCAUCUGUUCCUCCCCAUCUGUUCCUCCCCAUCUGUUCCUCCCCAUCUGUUCCUCCCCACCUGUUCCUCCACAUCUGUUCCUCCCCAUCUGUUCCUCCCCAUCUCUGUUCCUCCCCGUCUGUUCCUCCCCGUCUGUUCCUCCCCGUCUAUUCCUCCCCGUCUGUUCCUCCCCAUCUGUUCCUCCCCAUCUGUUCCUCCCCAUCUGUUCCUCCCCAUCUGUUCCUCCCCAUCUGUUUCUCCCCAUCUGUUCCUCCCCAUCUGUUCCUCCCCAUCUUUGUUCCUCCCCAUCUGUUCCUCCCCAUCUGUUCCUCCCCAUCUGUUCCUCCCCAUCUCUUCGCGUGCUAG